This is a messenger RNA of Oncorhynchus nerka (sockeye salmon), 3952 nucleotides long. RefSeq names its product F-box only protein 30-like. Lineage: Eukaryota; Metazoa; Chordata; Actinopteri; Salmoniformes; Salmonidae. The transcript has 3 exons. The record is from RefSeq and is a predicted model, not a curated record. Gene Ontology annotation, molecular function: zinc ion binding; ubiquitin protein ligase activity; protein binding. The coding region runs from base 778 to 3117 and encodes 779 amino acids.
CUUUGCCAAGUAACAGUAACCAGCUAAUUUAGCGAUCUAGCUAUAGUACUCGUUUAGCUAGUUAACGUUAGUUAAUUUUCAAACUCAUUUUUACCUGUAAUUAAAUCACAUGGGUCUUUGUUAGCCGCUAGCUAGCAAUGCUAAUUUACGGUUAAAGUAGACUUACAGAUGGGAGCUGGCGGGUGUUGCUAGUCUAGACAUCGUUAUUUUCUAUUUGAAGCCGCUAAACCAGACAUACCACUUGCCAUGCAGUGGCAUGCUUGCCUGGUUAUCAUUUUAACUGCAUCAUUGUGAUCAUCUAGCCAAUUGGCUUGCUACCAUGUUUAAUGACAUAUUUGUUAGCAAUAGAACCACAGUAGCUCUCAAACUCUAGGCAGCAUUCUGCGUUCUUCUACAGUUCUCAGCGAUUAGCUUCGCCCACGAAUGGAUAAUAAUGUGAAGUACAGUCUCGAUGCUGUGUUUUAACGUUUAGAAACGUCAAUAGUCAUGGCUUUCAUCACCGAUAAGGAAUCCUUCAAAUAAAACGGAUACAAUUUCUGUAACAGUAAUGCACAGAUCCAUACAGCUGUAGGGUGGACUUCCUGAGUUACGUUUACACACAAGUGUUCAGAGUAGGCUAAUUAGCACAGGUGAUGUGAUGUGAUGUCUUCUGUCUGUUUUCUGUAUAUAAGGUCUGUAACAUGGACAUAUGGCCUUGUGGGAACUCUAACCCUAUCAAGGCCACAUCACCCCUAACCCCCCACACCCUUUUUAAUCCAGAAUAUCAACACAACAAAGAUGGAGCUCCAUGCCCACUGCCUGAACUGUGUGAACCGGAGGUGUAUGAUUCGCACAGAGACUGGUAUGUCCUGUGAUCUCAUUGGCUGUCCUCUUGUCUGUGGGGCAGUCUUCCACUCCUGUAAAGAGGAGGAGCAUCAUUUACUAUGCCCGUUUGAAAGAGUGCCAUGCCUCAACACUGGAUUUGGGUGCCCUUUCACUAUCCCCCGGAUUAAGAUGGCUAAACACCUAGAGACGUGCCCGGCCAGUGUGGUGUGUUGCACCAUGGAGUGGAACCGUUGGCCUGUGAGCUAUUCAGACAGGAAGUCCUAUGAGCAUUUGAGCAAUGUUGAAGUGGUGGAGCAGCUAGACAUGGCCCUGGCUCUGCAAGAUCAGAGGAUGCUACUGGAGUCUCUUAGAGUCACCACCAACACGUCAAAGAACAGGUCUAGUAAAUCGGCUGAGGAAACGUGUUACAAGAUCGCUGAUGUAAUGUCAAGUGUACCAGAGACUGACAUUAGUAAUGGAACGGUUGAAAUGGAUGAGGCUGCUGCUUUGACUAAUGGAGUGGUUGAAAUGGAAGAUGAUGAUGAGUCUUAUAGUGAGGUACACAAAAUAAAGUUAGCAGCUACCUUGGCCGUCCUCAGAACUGCCAAGGACAUAGACUUGAUCAGUGUAAAUGUUGAGAACGGUGAGAGAGAAGGGGUUCUCCAUAGGGGAGAGGACAGCGAUAAUGAUUUGAAGAAUGUAGAGAUGAAGGCAAGUGACACAGAGUCGGGCUGUGAGCUUGGAGCAGUGGGCGGAGUCGGAGUGGACUGUGGAUUUGGAACAGACGGGCAGGGAGAUGAGAGCAAUUGGAUAGAGUCUCCAGAGGAAGUGGAGAAGGACCAUGUGAUGGGUCUUGCUGAGGUGGGUUGUCCUCCUCUCAGUAAUGGUUUCAACCAUGCAGGAGACAACCAAAAUCGCUUGCGACAGCGUGAGUGGAUGGAUCUGAGCAGAUCUCCACCCAGACGCUCUGAAGUCAACAGGUCUUCAGACUUCAGGCUGGUGAUGCCUUAUCUCUCCAUGCCUAAUAUAGUAGCACCCCUGGAGACCUCUGGGCCCCACCCUCCACCACUACCCAUCCACCUGCCUCUUCCCAUGCCUCUCCCUAAUCUGGAGCCGUACAACAUGCUCCAGCAUCUGCCCUUGGAGAUAGAAGACAGGUGGCUGGAGAGGAAACUUCAGAACCUUCAGGUGCUCAGAGGGAUGAGUGUGUUUACAUUUAACGGGCGCAGGGCUCUGAUGUCUGACCCCUAUCUGUUCAGAGCCAAAAUGGAGGACAAGUCAGUGGACACCUCAGACCUGGAGGUAACUGACGAUCCAUUGGGGCUCCAUGGAAUCGACCUGAUCACGGCAGCACUGCUCUUCUGUCUGGGGGACUCCCCUGGGGGCCGCAGCAUCUCAGACAGCAGGUUUGUAGACGGCUACCACGUCGACUUUGGUACCCAGACUUUCUCCUUCCCCUCGGCUAUACUGGCCACUAACACCAUGGUGGGGGACAUCGCCUCAGCGUCGGCCUGUGAUCACGCCAGCCCUCAGCUCUCUAACCCCAGCCCCUUCCACUCUCUCCGGCUGGACCUGGUUCUGGAGUGCGUGGCCCGUUACCAGACCAAGCAGCGCACCAUGUUCACCUUCGUGUGUGGACAGCUGUUCCGCAGGGACGAGUUCUCUUCGCAUUUCAAAAACGUUCACGGGGACAUCCACGCCGGCCUGAACGGCUGGCUGGAGCACCGCUGUCCCCUGGCCUACUACGGCUGCACCUACUCCCAGAGACGCUUCUGUCCCUCUGUUCAGGGCUCCAGGAUCAUCCAUGACAGACACCUGGGCUCGUUUGGGGUGCGGCCCGACAUGCCUCCCCAGUACGGCGAUAAAACCCUCCCCAGGAAUGCCUGUCGGUUCGGGUCCACCUGCGACCACCUGAGCUCCUUGCCCUUCGAGCUGCAACAGUAUGUGGCCAGUUUCCUGGAUGGCUUCAGCCUGUGCCAGUUUUCCAGGGUCUCUCGGACAAUGAGGGAUGUGUGUGGCAGUUUACUGCAGUCCAGAGGCAUGGUGGUGCUGCUCUGGGAGAACACACGAAGGCCUGAUGGGUCAUCCUCAUGGCAGAUCCAAAACAAGGUGUGGCGAUUUAGCACAGCCUUCGGUACAGUGAAGGAGUGGAAGUUUGCCAACAUCACCAGUAUGGCCGACCAUCUGAAGAAGUGCAAGUUUAACACCAUCACCUGUCGGGACGAGGCCAUCCCUCUGCCCUGUAUGUGCUUAUCCAGAGAGCUCACCAAAGAGGGACGCUCACUGCGCUCAGUCCUCAAGCCGGUAUUAUGAGUAACCCUAUAAAAGGGUUGGAGUCCAUGGGUAUUAAAAGUAGUGCACUAUGUAAGUGUUAGGGUACUAUUAUGGACGUUGCUCUCUUCAAUCAAUUCAGUAAGUUCUUACAGAAGUACUCCCAGGAUUCACUGCUCCAUGAUAAGCAAAUACAAAAUGCUGCUAUCGUUCUCUUCCGGUCUUGACAGGAAAAAAAACUGAAUUGUUUUCAACCUAUUUGAUAUGCAUACACGCGGAGUGGACAAAACCUGCUCUUUCCAUGACCGACUGACCAGGUGAAUUCAGGUAAAAGCUAUGAUCCCUUAUUGAUGUCACCUGUUAAAUCCUCUUCAAUCAGUGUAGAUGAAGGGGAGGAGACAGGUGAAAUAAUGAUUUUUAAUCCUUGAGACAUGGAUUGUGUAUGUGUGUCAUUCAGAGGGUGAAAGGGGCAAGACAAAAUAUUUAAGUGCCUUUGAACGUGGUAUGGUAGGUGCCAGACGCACCGGUAUGAUUGUGUCAAGAACUGCAGCGCUGCUGGGUUUUUCACACUCAACAGUUUCCUGUGUGUAUCAAUAAUGGUCCUCUACCCAAAGGACAUCCAGCCGACUUGACACAACUGUGGGGAGCAUUGGAGUCGACAUUGGCCAGCAUCCCUGUGGAACACUUUCAACACGUUGUAGAGUCCAUGUCCUGAUGAAUUGACUGUUCUUGGGGGGCGGCGCAACGCAACUCAAUAUUAUGAAGGUGUUCUUAAUGUUUUGUGCACUGUAUAUAUUCUUGUUACCAAUGUACUGAAUAGAUUAUUUAACUUUUACAUACUCUGUCAAUGUGUAAAUAAAACAUAUUUUUGACAUUA